GGCGACUAGUAUUAACCUACCACAACACCAAGUCCCCCCCCACCUCCGCAUUGUCUCCGCCGCGAUUUGUCAACGUGACGUCACGCCGCGCCUCCGAGAGGGAGCCAGUGUGGUGGAGGACACGAGGCUGCCGGAGCCGCAGGUGUUGCUCCGGUCAGCAUCGGCAUGGCGGGGCGGAUGGUGCGGAGCUGCGUGCAGACGGCGCUCAAGGCGGCCAACUCCGUCGUGGGGCUCGCCGGCAUGGCCGUCAUCCUCUACGCGCUCUGGAUGCUCCGCGCUUGGUACAGGGAGGUCGCCGACCUCCAACAACACCUCCCGGUCCCCUGGUGCAUCUACACAUUUCUUGGACUGGGGAUCUUUCUGUGCCUACUGACUUGCUCUGGGCAUAUUGCUGCCGAAACUGCAAACGGUCACUGCCUCUCUUGUUACAUGACCAUCGUAUUUGUGCUUAUUAUGCUGGAAGGCGCAAUCACUAUGGAUGUAUUUUUGAAUAGCAACUGGGAAGAGGAUUUCCCCGCUGACCCAUCAGGCAAGUUUGAGGAUUUCAAGCACUUCGUGAGAUCAAAUUUCGAGAUAUGUGAAUGGGUAGGCCUCUCAGUGGUGGCUGCUCAGGUGUUAUCGAUCAUUCUUGGGAUGGUACUCAGGACCCUUGGGCCUGACCGUGAGACCGACUAUGACAGUGAUGAUGACGUGACCGUGCCUGCAAGGCUGCCUCUUUUGAUAAAUCAGUCCCAGCAUGGUUCAUACUAUGCUGAACCUAACACGUCUGGAAGGAGUGAUUCAUGGAAACUGCGGAUUUUAGACAAGGUCAACAACUAAGAUCUUAAGGAUCUCAUACAACAGACCCUCCAGUAAAGACUCUCUCUCCAAGGGGUUCGGGAGAAUGAUAAGAGUAUACCUUUUUCUUCAUCUCAUGGAGAGAUGAUUAGCAGCAGCAGUAGAAUAGUUUACACACAUUUGAAUGCAAUCCAACAUGCACAAGUAUUUGAGUAGCAUGUGACUUGACCCCCCCCCCCCCCCCUCCUACAAAACCUACACAAUGUAGGGGAAGGAUGUUUAUUGUACCAAAAUGUUUCAGAAAAGAGAUAAAGGGCAUGAACGGUGGUGGUGCCUUCACUGACCAAA
Zea mays is the source of this 1125-nucleotide messenger RNA. RefSeq lists its product as uncharacterized. Lineage: Eukaryota; Viridiplantae; Streptophyta; Magnoliopsida; Poales; Poaceae. The record is from RefSeq and is marked provisional.